AUGUCGGCCAUUUUUGACUCCUCCUCACCGUACGGCUACGGCGGCGGACAAGCUUCGGGCUCGAAAGCAUCACAGGCGACAUCUCCGGGUCAAACAGGCAACCUCGACUUCUACAGCAGCGGCAACACCGCCAACAACCAGUUCUCGUCCUACUACUCCUCGACAGGCGCAGGACACGAUGGGUACGCAACAGGCAGCAAUGCACGCCCAUCCUUGGAAGGCAACAUGUCCUCCUCAGCAGGCUACGCACCGGGCUCGGCAGCACACGCCAUGAUGAGCUCGCAGAUGGGCUUCUGGUCCGCUUUCGGCACAGGUGGCUUCCCCGACGAGCCACCGCUCAUGGAGGAACUCGGCAUCAACAUCGGCCACAUCAUCGACAAGACCCUGACCGUCCUCAACCCGCUGCACAGCUACUCGGCAUCGCACGCCAAAGAUGCACACAUGAUGGACGACGCCGAUCUCGCAGGUCCGCUGUUGUUCUGCUUCAUCUUUGGCAUGACGUUGUUGUUGGCGGGCAAGAGUCAGUUCGGUUAUGUCUACGGCGUUGCGCUGUUGGGAGCCGUCAGCAUCUAUACGUUGCUCAACCUCAUGAGCGAAAGUGGCAUCGAUGCACAUCGUGUUGCGUCGGUGCUCGGAUACUGCCUGCUGCCGUUGUGUAUUCUCAGCACCGCAAGUAUUGUCGUACGAUUAGACUCCUUCAUCGGCUACAUCGUCUCACCGCUGUUCAUUUUGUGGUGCUCAACGUCGGCGUCGGGCAUCUUUGUGUCGAUCCUACGGCUGUCGGAACAGCGUCUAUUGGUAGCUUACCCCGUCGGUCUCUUUUACGCCUGCUUUGCACUCCUUAGCGUCUUUGACGUGGGCCAAUAA
This is a messenger RNA of Kalmanozyma brasiliensis GHG001, 867 nucleotides long. Its product is annotated as Yip1 domain protein. The transcript is spliced from 2 exons. The record is from RefSeq and is a predicted model, not a curated record. Bases 1 to 867 code for a protein of 288 amino acids. Gene Ontology annotation, cellular component: trans-Golgi network; membrane. Gene Ontology annotation, biological process: endoplasmic reticulum to Golgi vesicle-mediated transport; vesicle fusion with Golgi apparatus. Lineage: Eukaryota; Fungi; Basidiomycota; Ustilaginomycetes; Ustilaginales.